CCAACAUGGCCGCACAUCGUCGAUCAGUGAGAAAAUGUCAAUAGACUGUGUCUUUGAUUAACCGAAUCCCUGCAAUUGAACUCAAACGUAUUCACAGAAAUAGGUUAUUUCGAUUAAUAUGCACUGAAUUAAUUUAAGAAGAAUGACAGAUUCAUCUGACGACACAGUUCAUGAUCAGGACUUGUUUGUGGGCAGUGCACUAGCUUAUUGGGGCAACCUCCUGAUCAGCGUCUCCCUCAAUCUACAGAAAUUUACCCACAAUCGCAACCAAGCUCGAGAGGAAUCGAUCCACUACACCAAGGACCCACUAUGGUGGUUGGGGCUGAUCCUGAUGGGGCUGGGUGAGGUCGGCAACUUCACCGCCUACGGCUUUGCUCCCGCCUCGCUUGUAGCCCCACUUGGAACAACAACAGUUGUUGCCAACCUCUUUCUAGCUGCUGUUUUCUUGAAAGAAAAAAUCCGACCUGAACAUUUGUUUGGAUGUGCUCUGGCCGUUAUUGGAGCAUUUCUGCUGGUGACAUUCUCCUCUCGAAAGGAGAAGGUUUUAAAUGGGGAUGAAAUAGUGGCAGCCCUGACGCAAGUAGCAUUCAUAGUGUAUAUAGUCAUUGAGCUGGUGGGGAUCAUCGUCCUAUUUGUCCUGCUGUACAAACUGCAGAUGAAGCUGGUUGUCAUCUACAUUCUCAUCACCUCCAUCACAGCCUCCUUCACAGUCAUCUCGGCCAAGGCAGUGUCCAGCAUGUUGAAUCUGUCAUUUGCCGGAGCAUCGCAGUUUGCUCACCCCAUCUUCUACAUCAUGCUGAUCGUGAUGAUAGCCACUGCUGUAAUACAAGUCAAAUACCUGAACCAGGCCAUGAAGAACUUUGACUCAACAGUGGUUGUCCCCACUAACUUUGUAUUCUUCACAGUCAGUGCCAUUGUAGCAGGAAUUAUUUUUUAUAAAGAAUUCUGGGGAAUGAAUGCCUUGGAGAUCUGUAUGUUUUUAUUUGGAUGCAUACUGUGUUUUAUCGGAGUAUACUUCAUCACAGUAAAGCGUCCGGAACCUGACACAGAGAAGGCUCAAGCCCCACCUUCCCAAAUUGCACCAGAACUUUUCCCCUCAUGGCUGCUGGCGAGUGUCAACGUGGGUCAGGUCCAGCCAACAGGUGUCGCCACUCACGGGUCCAGCAUGGACCCGGACUGUACCCCUAUUCUCACAGCCAGGGACGGUGAAGCGUCCAGCUCCCAGGAGUCCCUGGUCGGACAUGAAAACUCGGCCAUAUCUGUUGACACUCAGGACAACAAGAACUAUGGCGCCACAGAGAACAACAACAACAACAAUAACAACAAUGAUAACAACAACAACUGAGGAGCUGGGUGGAUGUUGAAAUUGAACCAGAAAACAACACAAACAUACAGCCAUAGAUUAGAAAGAGAAAUUAUCUCUAAACAUUUUUCCCAAACAUUGCCAAAAUGGUGCAUAUGAAAGUUAUUCUAAUUCUGAGUAGAUUUAUCAACAUGUCAUUGGCUUGUCAUUGGUGAUCAUGCUGAAUUGAUAGCAGCUGCUUGUUUUCAUGUUGUUGUUUUAUUCUCUCAGAAGGGCUCCUGUGUGUCUUUUAGAGCACAGGCAAGUACUUUCGUCCAAUGGGGUGUCCCUAUUUUGGUCACGUAGACAACAUGUGUUUGUUGAUAAGGCACUGUGAAGUGUACUGUUUUAAGAGGCAUGAAAGUCUCCUGCUUCAUGAUACAUGUUCAUUCCAGCUGACACUCUACAGGCUGCUUUGAAUGUGAAUGGUAGAGACUUGUACAGCCUGCCCUGUACAGUCAGCUGAACCGAAGUAUUUGCCUGUGUUCCAUGAUACAAUGAGAACUUGUGGCAGUAAUUUAUGGGGAUAUAAAUGUUCUGUUUUGUGAAAAAAAGGGUUUAGUUGUGCUCUUUGUUUUCAUGACAUAUCCCCACAAAGUACUGACAGUUGUCCUAUAUCUAUUACAUAUCACUUGAUGUCAGUGCUAUCAUGAUUGUCUUUAUACUGGCAGGGAACUGCAAUGCCAAAAUAUAUUUGGGCAGUUUGUUAUGAGGUUGUUGGUUUAAAUGUGGAUGAGGAAUAUGUUGAUAGACAGAGUAGUAACAUGUAAUCAUGGUUCGUACAGGUAUUACCUGUGACGAGAUAUUUUAUACAGAAAGAUGAAACCGAAUUCGUUGUUGUCUCGCCGAUUAUUCUAAUACAUGUUUACACUCACAAUCAUGUGGUGUAAUCCUUCUACUCAUACCUGAAGUGGUAGUUCACAGUCCGUGAUUUCUGUUCAGUGUUGACCUGAUUAUCAGCACUGAGGGGACCGUUCUAGAAUGUGAGUGUUUUGUUCACUUCGCCGAUCAAAGAAAAAGCUGUACUGCGUUUUAGUCAUGAACGUAAAGUCUCAGAUUAAUUAUUCCUCACAUUCCCUCAGCGUGUAAUCAUUUAACACGGUUGCCCUUGUGGUAUAUCCAGUGCUGCUACCAGUGCUCUCAUCCAUAUUGCAUGUGUUUGUUUAAUGUUGGCAUGUGCUUCGUUAUGAGAUAGUAUUUAGCAUUCAAUCAAAUAUUGAACUGCUGGUAUUGAAUAUUGAACUAGUGCAAUAUGUAUGUUCAGUUCUGUUAAUUAUAGAGUUUUUGCAUUUACACAUUCCAGUAUAUAUUUGUUUCAGUUUUUAAAGCAUUAUCAUUCCUUAUUGCAUUGUCACUGUUUGAAUGCAAAAUAUGAAUGUUCUUGGAAUGGUCUGCUAUUUCUCAUGGUGUAGUACUCUUUUGGUCAGCUGACCUUGACCGUGGUUUCUUUGGGUCAGCUGACCUUGACCGUGGUUUCUUUGGGUCAGCUGACCUUGACCGUGGUUUCUUUGGGUCAGCUGACCUUGACCGUGGUUUCUUUGGGUCAGCUGACCUUGACCAUGGUUUCUUUGGGUCAGCUGACCUUGACCGUGGUUUGUCUUCCUUAAAUCGGACAUUAGUAAUCAAGCAAAAACAUUUUGCUAUUUUUCAAUAUUCCUCACAAGUCAUCGUGUGACACUGGUUAAGAAAUCUGUGAAACCAGAGGAAACAUUGGCCUGGCCAUUCAAUUACAGAUGGGCAGAUGUAUGGCCGAGUACCAUCAACUACUUUUUAUAAAUUACUUUUCAGUAUCAUAAUUUACAGAACGGUUUUCUAAAACUCAAUUUAAAUUUCAAAACUACUAGUAUACUGCCAAUAUUCCAUCAUUCAUAUUUCCACAAAUAUGUUUAAGGUUAUUUUUUCAAAGCAUACAUUGAUAUUAAUUGAAGAAAUCAUGACUGUGUUUGGCAUGUCUAUGUUAUCAAAGCCAGUAUCACUGAUAAUGUCCCGUUUUGUGUCCUUUACAUGUCUGUGGUGCUGUUCAACACGGCCAGUUGUCUGUUAUCCCAUAUCAUAGCCAAAGAUAUACCCUUUAUUCCAUGUCAGAGUAUUAACUGCAUUUUUCAUAUCUGAAUGAUUAUAUACGCUGUUGUAGAAAAGACAAACAUUGUGCUUGUAGCAUAUACAUCCAAUACAUCAACAUCUGUUUCCAAAUGAUCAAAUUUAUGAAGUGAAUCUGUAUUGCCCCCCAACUACCACUAGGUUGUAUUGAGGUUCAGCUUGCCAUCCACUGCAAAUAUUUGUAGCUUCUCACAUAUCAGCAGUAUUUCCGUAAUGUAUUUAUUCCGCUUAUUAGGUGAUGUGGCUACUGUUCUAUAGAGGGGCGGGGGGGUAGCCUGGCGGUCAAACUGUUCGCUUGUUCAAUUCCCCACAUGGGUACAAUGUGUGAAGCCCAUUUCUGGUGUCCCCCGCCAUGAUGUUGCUGGAAUAUUGCUAAAAGCUGCGUAAAACCCAAAUCACUCACUCACUGUUCUAUAGUAUUUCAGAUGCAGUUGACACUUAUCUCUCCAGUCUUUGAAAUGUCCCAUCUUAUUUUUAUCAGUAUGUUUCUAUCUCUUGCCAUGAUGUUUCAAAUGUACCUUGUUUUGUUGUCUCUUCCCAAAACCCACAUAGGGGUAUGGUAUUUUGUUUAUUUUGUCCUGAUACACUAACUGUGUGUGGUUUUAUAUAAACUGACAAUGGUUGUGAUGAUAUUUAAUUAGAACUGGUAUUCUCUCAAUGUUUUUGCCUCCCAAUGAUUCUGUAAAAGUUGUAAACACAGUAUUAGCAGACUUAAAUCUGAACCGAAGCAUGGCCAAGUUGGAUUCCAAACUUUCACAAAUUUAUUGGGGAUGUGAAGUUGAAAAGUGUACAAGGACAGGAGGUAUGAGGCUGCAUUGUUUGAUGACAGGUGGGUCUGGCUUCCUUGUUGUAUUACCGUAUUAGAUUUAUAGCUUUAUGACCCGAAGGUUGAAACAUUGAGAUUUGGAUAAACCAUGGUUUAAGGCGUUUCUUUAAAUGACAACGAUUUGUCUUCUCAUGUUGAUAUAUGACGGCAUAGGAUUCUUUGUUACUGAAAAUAUUUACAGACUCUUAAAUUUAGUUACACAUUAGUGAGUGGUUUUGAAACAAUUAUCAAAAGAAUACUGCUCUUCUUGCUUUGACAUAAGGAGCAUGGCCAGAAGAAGUCAUAAGGUAUUGGAGCAAUUAGAAGGAACAUUCGUCACCUCUUGUAUCCAUCCCCAUAAUGCAGUAUCUGGGAACAGUAUUAGUACUGACUUGCUUUGUAGCUUCACAGUGUACCAGUACUUGGAGGGGCAUGAUUUUCAACAUUUUUGGAAAAGCUUUGUGCUGACAUAUGCUCGAGCUAACAACUGCCAGAUUGUCCAUAAUGGGAAAUCUUUUGGUCCUACACACUACAGUGCAUUUUAAAUUUACAGUAUUACAGCAGUCUUUUUGUGGUGUUUGCAACGCUCAAAGUAAGAUGUAAACUCCAGCAUUUUAUUCACCACUGAUAGCACUCGAGUGUCAAGACAGAGACGUAUAGGGAUUACCGGAACACGCCAGUACGUCACAUCACUUGUUUCUUUGUCCACCUGCAGUAUUGCUGUUUAUGUAUUGUCCAUUUGUACACAAUGAAUAUUGAGUUCAAAGUCACGUGUUUGUGUGCUCUCAAAGAGAUGUGUGAUAUUGGCCAGUUAGACCCAUUGUUUGAAUUAUUGACAUACCAAUGAUUUUACAGAUUAUUAACACAAUGAAAAACAGUUUUAUUACUUUAUUGUUGUAUUUAAAGACUGUUUAAAUUUUGUGUGUGUAGUUCUGUCAAUAAGGGAUUUAUUGUCAAAAGGAUUUUAAUGGAGUUAUUGUAUAUUUUGGACCAAGCUGAAUUGGGAGAUGUAAUGCUAUCUUGUAUUAUGGUGUAGUAUUAUUGUGUUGAGAGUUUUUUUAUAUAAAGACCCUUUUUGUGCUGAGCACAUAAAUUUUACACACCCACCGGCUGCAAAUGCUUUUUACCGUGAUGGUACCUUGAAAAUUUGAAACAAAUUUCUUUCUUCCCUACCUGAAACCUACUGUUAAUAGAUUUGGGAAUUGUUCAAAUAACAGGACCACUUUCCUACUGUUGUCAAAUUCUCAUCUUCCCUUGGGUAUUUGGACAGUGGAUAUUGCAAUAUCAGAUGUACAAUAAUGUACUGUUGAUCAUUUCCUGAAGAGAAGUUAUGACGCAGAAUGAAUCUCAUGAAUGCCGUAGUGUCUCACAAGCAGAAAUCUGAAACAGAAGCAACCCCAAGAAUGCAGCUCAUCUCAUGUCUAGUCAUAACUUGAAGGUUGAACCACGCUCUUACUAUUGACCUGUGGUUUCUGUAGUCCAGGCCUGACCACAGUUUGCAGGUCAUGUUGAUACAGUUGUAACAUCGCUGAAAAUGUUGUUAAUGCAUAAUUUGUUAACCAUGACUGAUCUCAUGUUGACUUAGUAUUCAUGUGUGUGCAAUAAUCCCUGUCUAUGUAAGCUACAUGCCAACUCAUUUAUGAGCCAUUUAAAAGCCAUCCAAAAACAGUUUCUUGCACAUUUACAUUUUUGGCUGAUAAAAAUAAUAAAAUUUUAGUUUUUCAGCGGGGAAAAAUUAAUUUUUAUUUGUUUUCGUAUUCUUGAAAAAAUACGACCAGCGGAUCCAUAAAACAAGAAAUAAGAUUGGCUGGCCUUAUGAUGAGCUAUCAAAGUCUGCUGAUAUUUAUCUGAAAUAUUGUGAUAUUGCCUAACAUAGAUCUGUUCUUUAAUAUAUAUCAUAUCCUGGUUUAUUCCUUAUAGAUGUUGUUUAUUCUUGUGUACUGAUUACCAGUUUAUAGUUUCCGGCGAUAUGAAAUGGCCAUGUGGCAUUAAUCUGAAAGUGGAAGAUUUGUGUGGUUUUAACAGAAAACAAAUAUCAUUGUUAACAGGCAAACUGCAGAUUACUUUACAUAAAAACCUGUUAACAUGCCACUAUUAUACUGAGAAUUACACACGCACCUUCCCCAACCCCCCUCCAUUUGAUGCUCAGCGCACACAACCAAGUGAGUGAACAAAGAUAUCAUUUAAAACAAAGAACCAAAACAUUCAUGUAUUUUGUGCUUUUGCAGUACAUCAAAAACAUUGUUAUUGGCUUCAUCAAACUAAGCAUGAUAAAAUGACAAGUCUUGCAAAAUAUUAUAUGUUCUCAAGAGUAAUAUUUCCAUAACAAUGUUAUGUUGUAAAAACUUGUAUCAUUGACCCUUGAAUAUUAAAACAUCAACACUGUAAUGGUAUAUGGUCACUAGCAUGCAGCAGGUCCAGAACAUCAGUCUGAUGUGCAUUGACAGUGAUUUUUUCACAUUUGAUUGCUUCCACUCAACUGUGGACCACUUCCAAAUUACAGGACAUGUUGUUGGUGGGUUGUAUGAAAAUGCUUUCACUUCCUGGUAGUGUUGAUCUUGUCACCGUUCUGUUUCGACAACAUGUUGUCCACUUUCAGUUUUUAUUGCAAAUUAUCUUUUUUACUGUCAGUUUGAUGAAUGAAUCUGAACAGAAUCUCCACAUCAUUCUGCAUGCAGAUAUCUAGGGCAUGGUAAUGAUACAUAUUGAUGAAUAAAUUGUUGAUUAUG
Messenger RNA from Haliotis rubra (blacklip abalone), 6976 nucleotides. Its product is annotated as NIPA-like protein 2. The record is from RefSeq and is a predicted model, not a curated record. The transcript has 13 exons. Bases 143 to 1345 code for a protein of 400 amino acids. Gene Ontology annotation, biological process: magnesium ion transport. Gene Ontology annotation, molecular function: magnesium ion transmembrane transporter activity. NCBI's taxonomy places the organism in Eukaryota, Metazoa, Mollusca, Gastropoda, Lepetellida, Haliotidae. Gene Ontology annotation, cellular component: membrane.